Molecule: messenger RNA, 2452 nt
Organism: Cinclus cinclus
Lineage: Eukaryota; Metazoa; Chordata; Aves; Passeriformes; Cinclidae
Gene: KIFC1
Product: kinesin family member C1
Exons: 15
Coding region: 148-2382 (744 amino acids)
Biological process (GO): microtubule-based movement
Molecular function (GO): microtubule motor activity; ATP binding; microtubule binding
Source: RefSeq, a predicted model, not a curated record
GGAUGUUUUUGGGUGGAUUUGGGGAUGUUUUGGGUGGGUUUGGUGGAUUUGGGGUUGGAUUUGAAGAUGUUUUGGGUUUUUUCGGGUGUUCCGGGAGAUUCGGGCUGUGGGCGGGGUUUGAGCCCAGACCACGCCCCCUCCUAACCAAUGACCAAAACAAGCCGCUGCCCGGCGUGGCCCCGCCCCUUCCCCAGGCCCCGCCCCCCGCAGCCGUUAUCCCUUGGCGGGCGAACCCCCCCCUCUGAACGUGACCCCGCCCCUCUCUCCCAUUGGCUUUUCACGCUCCCUCCCCGCCUUCCUAUUGGCCGAGCCGCACGGGGGCGCGGCCGCCCCUCCCAACUCGCCCCGCCAUUGGUCGAGGCGCGGAGCCCAACGUGCGCGCGGCGGUUUGAAGGCGCGCGGGACAAGAUGGCGGCGCUGCCUCAGGCCGGUCCUGCCGCGCUCCCGGGACCGCGCUCGGGUCUCUCGCGGCUGCCGGUGGCCCGGGCCCAGGAGAAGCGGGCCCAGGAGAAGCGGGCUCCGUCGUGCCCCGGCCCCGAGGGCCCGGCGGUGGGGCCUCCCCAGCAGAAACGAUCGCGAACCGGCCUCGGCCCCGGAGGCGCCAAGGCCGCGCCCAAGGCCCCGCCCAGGGUCCCCCUCAGGACUCUGGGGCCCGCGGCGGCGGCGGGGAAGAACGAUGCCACCCGAAAGGCAGCGACAGUGGCGGCUGCUCCUCGGACAGGCUCUGCCACCCGCGCCACAGCCCCCGUGGCCGGGAAGGGGCUCCCGAAGCGGCAGCCGUGGGACCUGCGGGGCCAGGUCGGGGACCUGAGGGAGGCGCUGGGAGAGGCCCAGGGGAGGCUGCAGCACCUGGACACGCAGAAAAGGGAGCUGGAGAGCGGGAACCAACAGCUCAGAGAGCACCUGGAGCAGCUGCAGAGAGAGCUGGGAGAGAGGGAGCGCCGCGAGAGCAGCCUCAGCUCCAGGGUCAGCUCCCUGGAGUCCGAGGUGUCGCAGGUCCGCGCCGAGCUGCAGCAGAGCCGGGGCCGGCUGGAGGCCCUGGAGACGGAGAAGCUGCGCCUGCAGGCGGAGGAGGAGCAGCGGCGGCAGGAGAGGGACGAGGCCCGGGGUCAGGCACGGGCACUGCUGGAGCAGCUGGAGAACACUGAGGCCCGGCUGCAGCAGGCGCAGCAGCAGCUGCAGGCACAGCUGGAACAGCUGGCUGCCCUUCGGGAGCUGGAGGCGUCGCAGCGGGCGCUGCUGGCCGAGCACGAGGAGCGCGUGCACGGGCUGGAGAUGGAGCGGCGGCGGCUGCACAACGACAUCCAGGAGCUGCGGGGGAACAUCCGUGUGUUCUGCCGCGUUCGGCCCGUGCUGCCCGAGGAGCGCCAGCGCCAGCGGGGGCUGCCCCACCUGCACUUCCCCCCCCAGGAACCGCGAAGCCUCGUCCUCACCCGGCCCGACGAGUCCCAGGUGGGGCGGGAGCGGCGCCCGGAGCUGCGCUACGACUUCAGCUUCGACAGAGUCUUCCCUCCUGGGGCCUCCCAGCUGGAAAUCUUCCAGGAGAUCCAGCUGCUGGUCCAGUCUGCCCUGGACGGGUACCCCGUGUGCAUCUUCGCCUACGGCCAGACGGGCAGUGGGAAAACUUUCACCAUGGAGGGCCCGGAGGCGUCGGGGGGCCCCGAGUCCCGCGGGAUGAUCCCCAGGGCCGUGCGUCACCUGUUCCUGGCGGCGCGGGACCUGGCGGGAAAGGGCUGGCAGUAUCGCUUCUCCGCCAGCUUCCUGGAGAUCUACAACGAGGCGCUGCGGGACCUGCUGCUGGCCAAGGGGGAGCACGGCUCCGAGCUGGAGAUCCGCAGGGCGAGCCCGGGCAGCGACGAGCUGCACGUGCCCAACCUCACCUGGGUGGACGUGGACAGCGAGGAGCAGGUGCAGGAGCUGUUGCUGCGGGCGCGCUCCCAGCGCUCGGUGGCUCGCACGGGGCUCAACGAGCGCUCGUCGCGCUCGCACUCGGUGUUCCAGCUGCGCAUCCGGGGCCAGCACGGCGCCCGCGACCUCAGCUGUGCCUCCUCCCUGACCCUGGUGGACCUGGCGGGUUCCGAGCGCUUGGAGAAGUCGGGAUCGGUCGGGAGCCGACUCCGGGAGACGCAGAGCAUCAACUCCAGCCUGAGCGCCCUGGGGCUGGUGAUCAGCGCCCUCAGCAACAAGGAGCCGCACGUGCCGUACCGGAACAGCAAACUGACCUUCCUGCUGCAGAACUGCCUGGGCGGGCACGCCAAGGUGUUGAUGUUUGUGACCAUCUCCCCCCUGGAGGAGAAUUUUGGGGAAUCCCUGAACUCCCUGCGCUUCGCCAGCAAGGUGAACGAGUGCAUGAUCGGCACCGCCCAGGCCAACCGGAAGUGACGCACUCCCUGGCGCCGCUCGCUCCCGCCUUUUUAACGCAACAACCAAUAAAGAUUCGCCUUUACACGAA